Messenger RNA from Parastagonospora nodorum SN15, 1016 nucleotides. RefSeq lists its product as hypothetical. Gene Ontology annotation, cellular component: cytosol; nucleus. Gene Ontology annotation, molecular function: protein-folding chaperone binding; Hsp90 protein binding. Gene Ontology annotation, biological process: protein folding; chaperone-mediated protein complex assembly. The coding region runs from base 86 to 472 and encodes 128 amino acids. NCBI's taxonomy places the organism in Eukaryota, Fungi, Ascomycota, Dothideomycetes, Pleosporales, Phaeosphaeriaceae. The record is from RefSeq and is a predicted model, not a curated record. The transcript is spliced from 3 exons.
CAAACAGCCUCUUGUCCAUUCUCUCACACCCCACACUCGAAGCCCCCUACGAUUGUGAAGUCCAAACCAGAUACCCCUCCUCGCAAUGUCAACCGUUGUUCCAGAAGUCACCUGGGCGCAGCGCUCGUCCAGCAGCGACCCGGAGAAGAACUACGUCUACCUCACCAUCGUCGCAGCCGAUGUCCCAGAAUCAGAACUGAAGCUCGACCUCAAGGAGACAUCGCUGAGUUUCAAGGGCCCGUCAACGUCGAAGAAGGUCACAUAUGCCAUCGACAUCGACUUCUACGCCGAGAUUGACCCCAAGGAGUCCAAGAUCAGCCACAGUGGUCGCGAUGUCUCUCUAGUACUGCGCAAGAAGGAGCUCAAGGAAGAGUACUGGCCCCGCCUGCUCAAGGACAGCAAGAAGGUCCACUACCUGAAGACCGACUUCGACAAGUGGGUCGAUGAGGAUGAGCAGGACGAGGCACCAUGAGGAGGACAUGAACCAGAUGAACCCCAUGGGUGGUGCUGGCGGCGGCGCCGAUGGUGGUUUCGGUGGGCAUCGACUUCAGCAAGCUCGGCGGGAGCUGGUGGAGCAGGCGGCAUGGGUGGAAUGGCCGACAUGAUGAGCAGCAUGGGAGGCAUGGUGUGGUAUAUGGGAGGCAUGCCCGGUAUGGGUGGCAUGCCCGGUAUGGAAGGAGAGGAUAGCGAUGACGACGACGACAUGCCUGAGCUCGAGAACGAUGAGGACAGCAAGGACAAGACACCCACCACCGAGGCAUCUGCGUCAGGCGACAAGCCCAAGAUUGAGGAGGUGGCUUAGAUGGACGUGACAUGCACGGACAACGAGCAUUCGGGUCUUGGGGCGAGGAAUUUUAGUGUCCAGCGUUCUGGCAUUCUAGGCGUCGGUGCUUGGUCAGGAGUUCCGAUUCUUGAGCGGCAUCCGAACAAGGCCACCUGAAAAGCUCUCGGCGCACUGGCACGCUGAUGUAGGUGACGACGAUAUGUGAAAAACAUUCAUGAGUUCAAUGAUACAC